AUGCAUCGCCUCACCAACAUUCUGUGCCUUUGCUUGGCCAUUUUCUUCAACUCAGAUGCGGCCCCGAUAACUCUGCAACUUCCGCUUUCCACCUUCCAAUGGACAUCUAACCUCCCCGUCAAAACCCUUUCUGUUCGUCGACCUCGUAUGUCAGAAAGGGUUCCGAACCUUAUCACGCACGAAAGGCAGAGAGCGAACCAAACAUCUGGAGGCCUAACCCUUGAUCCAUGCGGAGGCGCGGCGUCGUGCCAGGCUGGGCGGACUUGUUCACCCUUUUCGGGCCCCGCGGGCCAGCCGUGUGAGGUCGAUGGACGCUGCGUUUGCCUACCUCCCAUUCCGGAGCAAUGCGAAACGUCUUCGGAGUGUGUGGAUGGGGAAGUGUGCGCGAGGGUGUUUGCCAACCCAGAGCCAAUCUGCGCAUCUGCCGCCAUUGCAGAAAAUCAAGUCUUUGCUGAAGAAGUUUCCCCAUCCAGACCUAUUGGCAAUCCGACGGGAGGACUUAGUGUGGAUUAUUGCAGCACAGACGGAGAUUGCCAGGGGGAUAGAACGUGCUUAUUUUCAGGGCUUGUCAGCAGUUUCGAUCCCUGUCGUGGAAGGGAACCUUGCAUCUGUUUGGCAGAGAACUCAGCCUGCUUCAAUGCAUCUGAAUGUGAUGAGGGAGAGAUCUGCGCUGAAACACCUAUCGAACCUAUUGCUGGAUGCAUUUCGAAGGAGGCCAGCACCAACGCCCCUGGUGUUCAAGAAAUAUCAGACGGCCCACUGUCCACGGGGUUAACUCUAGACUCAUGUGAAACGAACGCCGGAUGCGAAGGUGGUCGUCAAUGCGCCUUUUUCAAUCUUCCGAAUGUCGAUGUAUGCGACGGAAACCAACCCUGCGUGUGUCUGCCACCGGAGGACCCAGCUUGCGUCAAUUCAACAGAGUGCGACGAAGGCGAAGUGUGCGCAGACACUAGUAUCGUCAGUGGCAGAAUAUGCUUGUCAAAAGCAAUGGCCGACAGAUUCGACUCUAUUGUGGAAUUCGGGCCUGCUGGUUCUCCGAGUGAACCGGAUGCGGCCUUGACGCCACUACCCGAAGACGCUGAUGAGACGGUACCCGAAAGUCCCACCGGGGAUCAGGAUGAUUCUGGUCCCUCAGCUCCGGGUGUUCAGGAGGGCCCUAAUUCGCCGCGUGAACCACCUUCCGCUGGAGGGAGCUCAGAAUCUCCGGAGGAAUCAGGAGUAGUUGCUGAACCCAGUGCCGACGAGAUUGGCACAGGUGGAGCCAAACCCAAGCCUAGUACUGCCGGUGGCGCUGAGGUGACUCCUGAAGGCGUAUCUCCAUCAGAAUCUUUUGAGACGCCUUCAGAGCAAGGAGCGCCCGGAGAUGGGGAGAAUCUGAAAGCCUCUGCCGAAGAAGGAGCACCUGGAAACGCGGAUGAAACUGGGGCCACCCCCGGAUCAAGCAAACCAGGAAAUGGAGGUGCGGUUGAGCCCUCCUCUGCACCAUCACCUGAGGACGUGAAUGUGAGGCCAGACCUUGAAAAUCCCGACGAUUCUUCCACGGAGACUGUCGAAGACACACUCCUCCCGUCCCCUGAGAAUGGCGCGAGUGCGCCAGUACCAGGGGCUCCCCGCCCCAAUCGGCCAGGUAGUGGGAAUCGACCUGGUAGUGGAAAUGGAGGCCCUGGUUCGGACGACCGCCCUCGACCUGGCAGGCCUUCUCGCCCUGGUAGACCGACGCCGAACACACCUUCCUCUUCGGACCGCCCUCGACCGGGCAGGCCUUCCCGUCCUGGUAGGCCGACGCCGAACACGCCUUCCUCUUCGGACGACAGCGAAUCUGGGACUGGUGAUACGGCUGGGCCACCAGUCGAUGAGGAGGAUACCGUACCAGGCGAUGGCUCAGGAGAUCCUACAGAUGGCACCAACCCUUCUGAUGAAUCAGGGGAGAACGCUGGAGCCAAUGACUCUCAAGAAUCAUCGGAAUCCGCCGUUGGUGAUGGAGUGUCUGGACCGACAAGCUCAGAAGACCCAGUUGAUGACGAUUCUGUAGGACCAGAUGCCGACCAGGAUUCAAGUGUUCUACCGCCCGGCGACGAAAUUCCUAGCGGUACCGAUGAUGCCGAAUCUAGCAGCCCGCCCUUCGGCGAAGAAACGGAAACGGUAGGGAGCGAGUUUACACCUGCGCCAGGGUUCCCACAAGUGUCGAGUGAGGGAAACGAGGAGGAUGACGUUUGCAUUGACUCUGAAGCUCUGAGGCACUUGGGACAGAGGGAGUUGGUCUUCCUCAAGCACAGAUGGGCUAGAGUUGUAUGCGAUGCGUCCGGGAGCUGCGCGACGCGGGGACAUAUGGUGAUGUAUGAAGGGGAGACGAUGAUGAUGGGGACAUAUUGCGAGAAGGUCGGAUGCGAGAAGCGGACGAUGCUCGUGAACAGCCCGAAGUUUAAGAAGGGGAUGAGGGUGAACUCGAAGACGAGUGGGUUGGAGUUCUUGGCGUUGGCGGCUAGGUACGGGACGAAGGCGGAGGAAAAUAUGAUUUCUUUCGCAGUCAAACUCGGUCUUUAAACGGAGGUGGCUGGUAGCAUCGUUAGAUUGGAUGUACUUGCCAAAUUGAGUGAGUUGUAAAAAGGAAACUGCGGAGACGUGCUAA
Messenger RNA from Chondrus crispus (carragheen), 2629 nucleotides. RefSeq lists its product as hypothetical. The transcript has 2 exons. Lineage: Eukaryota; Rhodophyta; Florideophyceae; Gigartinales; Gigartinaceae. The record is from RefSeq and is a predicted model, not a curated record. The coding region runs from base 1 to 2544 and encodes 847 amino acids.